AUGCAGGCGCGUAGAACUGAGACUUAUCGGCAUGUUGAUGAAAGACGAGCAGAUGCGGAAAGAAGUCCUGACUAUUCUGGUGUAAUCAACAAAUUCGAGAAGCUAAUUCACUCUUCUGAUACACCUCGUCAUCUUAGCAGUUAUUACUCCGUCAAAUUGGCAAGGUUCCAUUUGAAAACCCGGAAUGAUCGUCGACUGGCUGCUGAAAAGAUCAUACGAAGAGCUUUAGAAAGAGAUCGAGAUAAUAUUCAACUUCUGUUGCAACUCAUCGACCUUGCAUUCACAAACCCGGAAUUCUCGCAGGUAUGCAUCAUUUUCAUUCAGAGGAAGUUGGACUUCCUCGAAGAUCUCUCUUACGAUAUCGAUGUGUUACAAGAGCAUCAAGACGCUCAUGUUGCCUUAUUGGCUGAGAUGGAAAAUCCACCAACCACAACACGAAAGCGAAGGUAUAACGGCAGAGACGAGUCAAGAUAUUUCAAUGACAGAGAUCGCGAUGUGCCUUCUCGAAGAAGCCGAUAUUCGGAUCAUCGCGAUUCCUACCGUGACAGUCACCGCGGAAUGCGCGACGGUACCGGGUACUAUGUGUCAUCAAGCGGGAACCGUUCAUAA
Molecule: messenger RNA, 609 nt
Organism: Ostertagia ostertagi
Lineage: Eukaryota; Metazoa; Nematoda; Chromadorea; Rhabditida; Trichostrongylidae
Source: the annotation of a GenBank genome assembly